UCUAACAGGUGAAGUUUUAACAUAGUCAGUGAGGUGUAAUUAUAGACAGAUUUCGUUUCUAGAGCUGCUGUAGUUUUUAUUUUUGCCCUCCAUUUGACACUGGAAUCGGUGCUGUGGGAGGGUUUGUUUUCUAGUUUGUUUUCUUCCAUUAAGUACACUGGAACCUUUACUAAUGAACUUAUUCAGAUUUUAAGAAAGAAGAACUAAUGUGAGGACUGAGAAUGGGAUCAGACGAGGCCUACAACUUUGUCUUUAAAGUGGUUUUAAUAGGGGAGUCGGGUGUAGGCAAAAGCAACUUGCUUUCACGUUUUACCAAGAACGAGUUCAACCAUGACAGCCGGACGACCAUUGGUGUGGAGUUCAGUACAAGGACCAUGGAACUGAAUGGUCUCACCAUCAAGGCUCAGAUCUGGGAUACAGCUGGACUGGAGCGAUACCGAGCCAUCACGUCUGCUUACUAUCGUGGUGCAGUUGGGGCACUUUUGGUUUAUGACAUUUCAAAGCAACUGACAUAUGAGAGUGCGGAGCGCUGGCUGAAGGAACUUUAUGACCAUGCAGAUCCUCACAUUGUGGUCAUGCUGGUUGGCAACAAAUCAGACCUGGAAUCUCUAAGAGCAGUGUCAACCACGGAUGCGAAAGAUUUUGCAGAAAAGAAUGGACUGCUGUUUAUGGAAACAUCAGCCUUGGAAUCCACAAAUGUUGAGAUUGCAUUCAACAAUGUUCUCAUAGAGAUCCAUAAGAAAGUGAGCAGCAAAGAGGUGACCCAUGGGUCAAUUAGUGCUGUGUCACUGUCCAACACCAGAGCUGGCACAGAUGACACUCAGGGGGAGACGAAGCCCUGCUGCAGGAACUUGUAAGAACAUUCCAGAGUGACAGACAUGACAGUGCAGAGAGAAGUGUGUGUAGAUCAGAGGUCAGAGGCUCUGUCCAUCCAGAGCCCUGUACCAUUCAGUCAUCAAAAAUUCAGAAGAACCUCUUUCUGAUGACUGAUGUGACAAUAGCCAAUGUGACUUGUGAUUUUAAAGAGAAAUUAUUUUUGUACAUCUUUCAAAAUCAUUGGAAUUACUAUUUAAUACACCACUUAAAUAAACCUUUCUUGCCUAGUAUCAUAUAAACUCUUCCACAAUAAACAUUUCUGAAUCAGUAAGGAAGAUGUUACAUAAUUUCUUUGUUUUUUUCAUCCUAUAGGUUCAGUUUUGUCAUUUAGGUUGUAAAAGGUUUUUUAGGUUUAAAAUUUUAAACUAGACACUACAUUUUUCUUUUAAAACUGAUCUGUCCAAUCUCAAAGAUAAGAGUUUAAUGAACUGUACCUGCUGGUCUGUAACUGAUGAUCAUAAAUAAAUAGAUU
Molecule: messenger RNA, 1348 nt
Organism: Electrophorus electricus (electric eel)
Lineage: Eukaryota; Metazoa; Chordata; Actinopteri; Gymnotiformes; Gymnotidae
Gene: rab25b
Product: RAB25, member RAS oncogene family b
Molecular function (GO): GTPase activity; GTP binding
Source: RefSeq, a predicted model, not a curated record